AUGGCUGAACUCAGGCAGAUUCCAGGGGGGCGGGAGACCCCACAAGGGGAGCUUCGGCCUGAGGUUGUAGAGGAUGAAGUCCCUCGGAGCCCAGUUGCAGAGGAGCCUGGAGGAGGCGGAAGCAACAGCAGUGAAGCCAAAUUGUCCCCAAGAGAAGAAGAACUGGAUCCUAGAAUACAGGAGGAGCUGGAGCAUCUGAACCAGGCCAGUGAGGAAAUCAACCAAGUGGAGCUGCAGCUGGAUGAGGCCAGAACCACCUACCGGAGGAUCCUGCAGGAGUCAGCAAGGAAGCUCAACACGCAGGGCUCCCACUUAGGGAGCUGCAUUGAGAAGGCCCGGCCCUACUAUGAAGCUCGGCGGCUGGCUAAGGAGGCCCAGCAGGAGACACAGAAGGCAGCUCUGCGGUAUGAGCGGGCUGUGAGCAUGCACAACGCUGCCCGGGAGAUGGUGUUUGUGGCUGAGCAGGGCGUCAUGGCUGACAAGAACCGGCUGGACCCCACAUGGCAGGAGAUGCUCAACCACGCCACCUGCAAGGUGAACGAGGCAGAGGAAGAGCGGCUUCGUGGUGAGCGGGAGCACCAGCGGGUGACGCGGCUGUGCCAGCAGGCCGAGGCUCGGGUUCAGGCCCUGCAGAAGACCCUCCGCCGUGCCAUUGGCAAGAGCCGGCCCUACUUUGAGCUCAAGGCCCAGUUCAGCCAGAUCCUGGAGGAGCACAAGGCCAAGGUGACGGAGCUGGAGCAGCAGGUGGCCCAGGCCAAGACCCGUUACUCAGUCGCCCUGCGCAACCUGGAGCAAAUCAGCGAGCAGAUUCAUGCGCGGCGCCGGGGCCAGCCUGCUCAUAGCCUGGGCCAGAGGCGCUCCUCUCCAGUGGGGGCGGAAGCUGGGCCUGAUGGUGGCGAGGAUGCGGACAGCGGGAUCAUUGAGGGGGCGGAGGGUGGAGGGCUGGAGGAAGGCGUCAGCCUGGGGCCUGGCCCUGCCCCAGACACCGACACGCUGAGCCUGCUGAGCCUGCGCACUGUGGCUUCGGACCUGCAGAAGUGCGAUUCCGUGGAGCACCUGCGGGGUCUCUCGGACCACACCAGUCUAGAUGGCCAGGAGCUGGGACCUCGGAGUGGGGGUCGUGGAGGUCGCCACCAGCGCAGUAUCAGCCUGUAA
This is a messenger RNA of Rangifer tarandus platyrhynchus (Svalbard reindeer), 1155 nucleotides long. The record is from the annotation of a GenBank genome assembly. NCBI's taxonomy places the organism in Eukaryota, Metazoa, Chordata, Mammalia, Artiodactyla, Cervidae.